Messenger RNA from Brugia malayi, 1227 nucleotides. RefSeq lists its product as uncharacterized. Gene Ontology annotation, molecular function: zinc ion binding; DNA binding. The transcript has 6 exons. The coding region runs from base 1 to 1227 and encodes 408 amino acids. The record is from RefSeq and is a predicted model, not a curated record. Lineage: Eukaryota; Metazoa; Nematoda; Chromadorea; Rhabditida; Onchocercidae.
AUGGAUUUGUUCUUUCGGCGAAUCAGUAUGAGUGUUCCACUGUCCAUGGGUCCUAUGUUGCUAAUGGAGAGCAGACAGACAAACGGUCCGAUGUAUCACGGUGCUCAUUACAUGCAGCCUGGACCGCCACCAUCAUCCGCAAUACCAAAUGGUACUCAUAUUCCGCCCAAUUUAAUACAAUCGCAUCAUUCAGUGCACGGGCAAGCUGCUGCAUCCGGACAGCACAUUAUCACAUCCUCAAUGAAUAGGUCUCAAAGAUGUGGUGUAUGCCGUGGCUGUCAAUGUAAACCAUGUGGACAGUGCACUUAUUGUCAGGACAGCCCACAGUUUGGUGGUCCAGGUGUUAAGAAGCAAUCUUGUAUCGAACGAAGAUGCUUACGCGUACUUGAAAACAGAUUGCAGAGAGAUGCACCGACGUUCAAAGCUCGUGUUGGAUGUAAUCAGUGUGAAGACUGUCGGAUGCCCGAUUGUCAAAUAUGCCUUGUAUGUCUUGACAAAAGAUUUUUCGAUAACCGAUAUAUGACUGGUGCAAUGUGCGCCAAGAAACGCUGUAAUAAUGCCACAAGCAUAGAACUACCUGCUGCACAAAAUGCUGAAUUACGACAGGCACAUAAGAGGACAUACGAACAGUCAGGAAUGACGGAUUAUCAGAUUAUGAAACGUCGCGUUCAUCAAGGUCUGGAACAGCUGGGACAGACGCAACAACAACGCAUCCUGAAUAUGCCAGCACAAGCGGUUCUGAAUGGACAAGGAUGCCCUACCCCACCGAGUGCCACCGCUCUUUAUGUUAGCCAACAAAUGCGAUUGGUGUCAUCCCAGUCGGGAACACCGCAGCAGUUACUUAUCGUCCAUCAUCAGCAACAACAACAUCAUCCUGGAACUGGGUCUGUUGUUCCAUCCACCACUGCACGAUGUGCAGAAACGACUGCGAUCAGCACCACCCAGGAAUCAGUAACAGUCGCAAAUUCCGGUGCACUCUCUGGUACCAGCAGUGGUACCAUUCAUAUGACGCCACAAUCGCGACAUGUACAGCAUCCCGCACCUCAAUACAUACAGCAGAUACAAACACAACAUGUUUCCCAUCCGUAUCUGAUUGUGGGAGCUGGAUCUAAUGCCUCAUAUCUUCCGAGCUACAUUGAAGAACGUGUGGUGCCUCAGUCGGAUCCAUUUACACCACCGAGUUAUGCACCGGAAAUGAAGAAUGUUGUCGUAUUGCAGCCCUUAUGA